UAAUAUUUUGGAUAAUAAGGCAAAUAUUUUCACAAUAAUCUUCUCUUUCAGUGAAGUUUUUGUCUUCUACAAGAAAGAGUUUCUUCUUUCCUUGGGUUCGCGCACCUGCAUUUGGACUGGAUUGUACUUCGUUCUCAUUGGCUCUGAAGAAUGUCUGAUCCCAACUAUACACCCGGUGGGUCUUCUCCCACUGGAGGGGUUACCAUUAGUGGGGAGGCUAACAUGAUGCUCCAACAGUUCUGGCCAAAGACCAUCAGCAACAUUAGAUCUCUGAAACAGGAUGACUUUAAGCAACAAGAACUACCGUUGGCAAGAAUUAAAAAGAUAAUGAAACUUGAUGAAGAUGUGAAGAUGAUCAGUGCAGAAGCUCCUGUAUUGUUUGCUAAGGCUGCAGAGAUUUUCAUUAGUGAGCUCUCACUUCGUGCCUGGAUCCACACAGAAGAUAACAAGAGAAGAACACUACAGAGAAAUGAUAUUGCCAUGGCAAUUACAAAGUUUGACCAGUUUGAUUUCCUCAUUGACAUAGUUCCUAGAGAUGAACUCAAGCCUGCAAAAAGACAAGAUGAUUCUACAAGAAAUACCUCAAUGCUGCCAGAUCAAAUACAGUAUUACCUACAACUUGCCAAUCAACAAGCUCAGCAACAGCAACAACAACAGCAGCAGCAACAACAACAACAGCAACAACAACAGACACAAGUGCAGCAGACACCCCCACAGCAAAUUGUGCAACAGGCACAACCUGUCCAGACUCAAAUAACACAACAGCAACCUCAGACAACACAGAUACAGCUUCCUGGGGGACAGAUUAUACAACAACCUUUCCAGAUCCAUCAAGCUGCCUCAGCUCAGAACUCUGUGGUAGCACAGCCUCAGGUGAUCCAGAUACAAGCCCCUCAUCAACAAACAAUACAGACAAGCCAAGCUCCAGUGCAACAAGUUCAAAUUCAACAACCUCAGCAACAGACACAAGUUUAUCAACAAGUCGUUACUCCAGCCGGAGUCCAAAACGUCCCUAUUCAGCUGACCCCAGCCCAACUACAGGCCAUUCAGAUGCAGCUACAAGGAAAACAGGGUAAUCAGCCAAUCAUCAUUCAAUCCUCAGAGCAGCCCGCAGUCCAAACGAUACAGACAGUCACACAGGCCGACCAGUCACAGUUUGGACAGGGUGUGUAUCAGAUACAACAGUUACCUAAUGGACAGCAAGUGUACAUACAACAGACCGAGGUCGACCACAGUGAACAGGAUGGCUCUUAGCACUAGCAAACUGAUAGGAUCUUCUCCUUGUUUUAGCACGACUUCUUUAUGAUGUGUGACGGUCUUAUAUUGUAUUUUAUUGCAUGAUCAAAUCCUGUUUUUUAGCACACCCAAUGGUGUGUGUGAGGUUGUUUUGUAUGUCCAUGCCUGAUCAAUUAUAUCUACAACAGCAGCAAGUUUAUUUCUGUUCAUUUAGUGCUGUUUUCUUACAUUUUACAGUACACCUUUUUAAUAUACCAAAUGCUUUGAUCUCCAGUAAAAAGAGAAUUUUGCACACCAUACUCAAUGUUUCUGGAAGUACAUCAAUACUGAAAACUUAAAUUACAUGUGUUUCACACAAAUAUGUUUAUAUGUACUAUUUGUACAGGUAUAAAUUUUCUACAUUUCGUGGUUGAUGUUGGUCUAUGUAUGAAAAUUAAAGGAUUCCAAAGUUUAAUGAAAAUUGUGUACACACUCAAUAGUACCAUUAUUUGCAAUAUUAUGAUCUUACAUUCAUGGGUAAAUGGAUGAAGCUGUAUUACAUCGUACAAUGUGUAUGUAGCUCGUGUGUAUAGGAUCAGCAACAUUUGUAGUACUUUUCACUGGUAUAUUCUUGUUGUUACAUUUGUACAUGCAUCUUGAAAGGUUGUUCAUGUCUACAUAUAUUGUAUUCUCUACUGAAUACUGAGUUCUUGUAAGUGAUACAAUACCGAAUUAACUCGCUACAAAUACAGUACACCUUGUUCCCUUAUCAUAAUAGUUUCUUUCAUCCAUGGACUGGUUAAAAGGGAUGUCAAUGUGUCAUAUUCACAACUGCAGAACUAAUGGUACAUGUGUUUUUUUUUCUUUAUUUGCAUCUAAAGACUCAAUAUUCUGCAUUUAUCUAUGUAUGUGCAUCAGAUGGAAAAACAAUGUUAACUUUUGUACAUUUACAAUGCAUUUUACAUGAAACAAUAUGCAGCAGAAUCAUGAAUAUUAUUUAUUGUAAAAUCAAUAAAGAUCUUUGCAAAUCUUUC
Molecule: messenger RNA, 2249 nt
Organism: Magallana angulata
Lineage: Eukaryota; Metazoa; Mollusca; Bivalvia; Ostreida; Ostreidae
Product: nuclear transcription factor Y subunit gamma-like
Exons: 10
Coding region: 151-1254 (367 amino acids)
Biological process (GO): regulation of DNA-templated transcription
Cellular component (GO): nucleus; CCAAT-binding factor complex
Molecular function (GO): DNA-binding transcription activator activity, RNA polymerase II-specific; protein heterodimerization activity; DNA binding
Source: RefSeq, a predicted model, not a curated record